Messenger RNA from Vitis riparia (riverbank grape), 1630 nucleotides. Its product is annotated as GABA transporter 1-like. Lineage: Eukaryota; Viridiplantae; Streptophyta; Magnoliopsida; Vitales; Vitaceae. The coding region runs from base 168 to 1520 and encodes 450 amino acids. Gene Ontology annotation, cellular component: plasma membrane. The transcript is spliced from 8 exons. The record is from RefSeq and is a predicted model, not a curated record.
CUCCAAAACUGGCCUGGAAAAAGUGGGCAACUCCAUUUGGCUGGAAGCUCCUUGAUUGAAUUUUUUAAUCAGAAUCCCAGUCUCCCAUGUUAGAAUCGGAAAUCUGUAAUAUGCAUAUCAAGUAUUGAGCAUUACUUUUUGUGUGGAGUGGAAGCGAGCUAGAAGAGAUGGAAGCGGACCUUUCUCACCCCAUGGAAGAUGGCACCAACCCUCCAAAGCCUUUGGAUGCUGGAGCCCUCUUUGUUCUUAAAUCCAGAGGAUCAUGGUGGCACUGCGGCUACCAUCUAACCACAUCAAUAGUGGCUCCGGCGCUUCUGAGUCUUCCCUUUGCGCUGUCCUUACUGGGGUGGGUGGCCGGAGUUUUUUGCCUGACCAUGGCAGCGCUAGUGACGUUCUAUUCCUACAACCUUCUCUCAGUGGUCUUGGAGCACCAUGCUCAUCUGGGCCAGCGCCAGCUUCGUUUCCGGGACAUGGCCAGAGAUAUUUUAGGUCCGGGAUGGGGUAGGUAUUUUGUAGGUCCAAUUCAAUUUGGGCUAUGUUAUGGUGCAGUCAUCGCCUGCAUUCUUCUUGGAGGGCAGAGCCUAAAGUUUAUUUACUUGCUGUCAAGGCCAAAUGGGACCAUGCAGCUUUACCAGUUUGUGAUUAUUUCUGGAGUUCUAAUGCUGGUCUUAGUGCAAAUACCAUCCUUCCACUCCUUAAGGCACAUUAACCUUGUCUCUCUAGUCCUCUGCCUCUUCUACAGUGCUUCUGCCACCGCUGGUUCUAUAUACAUCGGACAUUCCAAGACUGCACCAGUAAAGAACUAUUCUGUACAUGGAAGUGGAGAACAUCGUCUAUUUGGUGCCCUGAAUGCUAUUUCAAUCAUUGCUACCACAUAUGGCAAUGGAAUCAUACCUGAAAUCCAGGCAACUAUUGCACCUCCGGUGAAGGGGAAGAUGUUUAAAGGCCUGUGUGUGUGCUAUGCUGUUGUGCUCACCACAUUUUUCAGUGUUGCUAUAUCCGGGUAUUGGGCGUUUGGCAAUCAGGCCAAGGGAACAGUUGUUGCAAAUUUUAUGGUUGAUGAGGAGGCUUUGCUGCCCAGUUGGGUUCUCCUGAUGACCAACGUUUUCAUCUUCUUGCAAGUAUCAGCUGUCAGCCUUGUUUACUUGCAACCUACAAAUGAAGUGCUUGAGCAAAAGUUUGCAGACCCCAAGAUUGAUCAAUUCUCGGUUCGCAACGUUGUGCCAAGGUUGGCUUUCCGGUCAUUGUCAGUGGUCAUAGCCACCACCCUCGCUGCAAUGUUUCCUUUCUUUGGGGACAUCAAUGCAGUAAUUGGAGCAUUUGGAUGCAUACCUCUAGAUUUCAUUUUGCCCAUGAUCUUCUACAAUGUGACCUUCAAGCCAUCAAAACAGAGCCUAAUUUUCUGGGGGAACACAUUACUCGCCGUAAUCUUCUCAAUUCUAGGGGCCCUGGGAGCAAUAUCAUCAAUUCGACAGAUAAUUCUUGAUGCUAACACAUACAGCUUCUUUGCUAACAUUUAACACUAGCAACCAUUGAUGUUAACUGGCAAUUACGCCUAAAUAUUUUACUCAAAUGCCAGGAAAAAACAAGUGAGUAAAUGGAUAAAUGUGUGAAGCCAGUGACAUUCAAA